AUGAGUGAAAAACCCAAAUAUAAAGUUGCUGACAUAUCUCUGGCCGAUUUCGGUCGCAAAGAGAUUAUUAUGGCAGAAAAUGAAAUGCCUGGUCUUAUGGCAUUGAGGAAAAAAUAUGGACCCAUCAAACCUCUUAAAGGAGCAAGAAUUGCAGGUUGUUUACAUAUGACUAUUCAAACAGCUGUACUUAUUGAAACUCUUCUCGAAUUAGGAGCAGAAGUACAAUGGUCAAGUUGUAAUAUAUUUUCAACUCAGGAUCAUGCUGCUGCAGCUAUUGCAAUGAGGGGAGUGCCUGUUUAUGCAUGGAAGGGUGAAACAGAUGAAGAAUAUAUUUGGUGUAUUGAGCAGACACUUGUUUUUCAUGAUGGUCAGCCCUUGAACAUGAUUCUUGAUGAUGGAGGUGAUCUUACUGCACUGGUUCAUGAGAAGUAUCCUCAGUUUUUACCUGGUAUCCGUGGCAUAUCUGAAGAAACCACUACAGGAGUACAUGCUUUGUAUAAAAUGUUGAAUGCUGGAAAAUUGAAAGUUCCUGCUAUAAAUGUAAAUGAUUCCGUUACUAAGAGCAAAUUUGAUAAUCUGUAUGGUUGUCGUGAGUCACUGACUGAUGGAAUCAAGCGAGCUACAGACAUAAUGCUUGCUGGUAAAGUAUGUGUUGUCGCUGGUUUUGGAGAUGUUGGUAAAGGUAGUGCAGCAUCUCUGAGAGCAUUUGGAGCAAGAGUUAUUAUUACCGAAAUUGAUCCAAUUAAUGCACUGCAGGCUGCCAUGGAAGGUUAUGAAGUAACUACGUUGGAAGAAGCCUGUAAAAGUGCUCAAGUAUUUGUCACUACUACUGGAUGCAGAGAUAUUAUAAGAGGAGAACAUUUUAUGGCAAUGAGAAAUGAUUCAAUUGUCUGUAAUAUUGGACAUUUUGAUAUUGAAAUUGAUGUCAAGUGGCUUGAAGUUAAUGCUGUGGAGAAAGUUAACAUAAAGCCUCAAGUUGACAGGUAUAAGCUUCCAAAUGGAAAUCACAUAAUUCUGUUAGCUGAAGGUAGACUUGUAAAUCUAGGCUGUGCUACUGGCCACCCUAGUUUUGUUAUGAGUAAUUCAUUUACUAACCAAGUUAUGGCACAAAUAGAACUAUGGACAAAGCCUGACAAUUAUAAAGUUGGUGUAUAUUUCCUUCCUAAAAAGCUUGAUGAAGAAGUUGCAGCUUUGCAUCUGGAUCAUCUAGGAGUCAAGUUAACCAAAUUAACUGAUAGUCAAGCUGCUUAUUUAUCUCUGAAUAAAGAUGGUCCUUUUAAACCUGACCAUUAUAGAUAUUAGAACUAGUACUGAAAAUGUUGAGGAAAUAAAAAAUAUUUUUGCUAAA
Messenger RNA from Stegodyphus dumicola, 1348 nucleotides. It is a transcript of the gene Ahcy, whose product is annotated as adenosylhomocysteinase. Gene Ontology annotation, molecular function: adenosylhomocysteinase activity. Gene Ontology annotation, biological process: L-methionine cycle. Lineage: Eukaryota; Metazoa; Arthropoda; Arachnida; Araneae; Eresidae. The record is from RefSeq and is a predicted model, not a curated record. Gene Ontology annotation, cellular component: cytosol.